Molecule: messenger RNA, 3087 nt
Organism: Suillus subalutaceus
Lineage: Eukaryota; Fungi; Basidiomycota; Agaricomycetes; Boletales; Suillaceae
Exons: 11
Coding region: 1-3087 (1028 amino acids)
Source: RefSeq, a predicted model, not a curated record
AUGGUUGCUAGUCGAAAGCGGCGAAAUCUCCGGCAGUUCCAGAACAACUUCUUUGCUCACAAUGAUGCUGCGGGAAGAGCAGUCAGAAAUGAGACCAACGACACUCCGCAAGAGACUCGCCAGGAGCAGCAGCGCAAACACAUCAGUUUUGAGGCCGCAACUACUGGUCGUCUUGCUGUUUCUUCACUAUACUACACAGUUCCACACUCACCCGCCAAACGCCGAUUUGGGGAGCCUGAAUCACAAGACGUACACGAUCUACCAACAGACGAUUUUGAUUUUUCAUCACUCAAUGACGUUGAUGAGGAUAUUGGUUCUGGCAAGCGAAAGCGGACUGCUGGGGAUGAUCCUUUGCACCUGUGGAAUUCUGAUGCCGACCUCUUUCUACUAGAAUUUAUUCGCUUAGAGGGUCGCGGUGACUUAGCACAAACCACAUGUUUCUGUGGGGAAGCAGACCCGAUAUAUCGAUGCCAAGACUGUCACGGUGCAGAAUUGGUGUGUCUCUCAUGCGCUCUGCACAUACACGAGAGGCAACCGCUUCACAGGAUAGAGUGUUGGAAUGGCACCUCAUUUCAGACCACCACAUUGAAGGCCUUGGGAGUCCGCUUUCAGCUGGGGCAUCCCAUUGGUGUCCAAUGCGUCAAUCCGAUCCCUACAUUCAACGACGACUUCAUUAUUAUCGACUACAAUGGUGUCCAUGAAGUUGGACUCGAUUUCUGUGGAUGUGAGUCUGCACAGCCACACAUCACCCAGUUGCUACGUGUUCGCUUGUUUCCCGCCACCACACUGGACCCUAAAUCAGCCGCCACCUUUCGCGCGCUAGAGUAUUUUCAAAUGCUGUCCUUUGAAUCUAAAGUAUCGGCAUGGGAGUUUUAUAAUACUGUUGCUCGCCUCACGGAUAACACAGGCACUCGUGUCCUAAAGGAUCGCUAUGCAAGUCUUCUUCGGAUGAUACGUGAAUGGCGCUUCGUGAUGCAAAUGAAGCGCUGCGGUCAGGGUCAUCAUCCUGGAGGCAUCCAAGCAACAGAGGCCGGUGCUUGUGCCGUCUUAUGCCCUGCCUGUCCCCAUCCAAGCAGGAAUCUACCUGUUGGGUGGGAAAAUUCUCCACCGGAAUUCCAAUUUUUGUAUGCAAUGUUCCUGGCUAUUGAUGCAAAUUUCCGACUAGUUCGGCGUAAUGUAUCCUCAGAUGCCGUUGAUCCGGGACUGAAUCGCGGGUAUGCAUUUUUUGUGGAGGAGACCGCGUACAAGGACUUUCUGGCUUCGCACUACAGGGUGGGGAAUCCCCAGGAGAAGAGCACAUGCUCUAGCCACUCUGCUGUGAACCUAGCAGAUACGAGGGCUUCGCGUGGACUUGCGGCAACGGGUGCAGGCACAGUUGAUUGUGCGCGGCACAAUUUCAAACGACCGUGUUCAGUUGGUGACUUACAAAAAGGAGAAAGGUACAUCAAUAUGGAUUAUCUAUUUUUUUCAAGCAUGCGCUCUUCACAAGACAUUCACGUCCUCAACAUAUCUUACGAUAUCGCCUGUCAGUGGAACAAAAAUCUUUGGUCGCGCAUGUCGACAUUCCCACAUCAGUAUCAUAUCGACCACGAUCACAAGGUUGUCGCAUUUUUUGUUCCUAAGUUUCAUCUACCAGCACACAUCGCCAGUUGCCAAACGAAAUUCUCGUUUAAUUUCAUCAAGGGUGUUGGGCGGACUGAUGGCGAAGCCCCAGAGCGCGGGUGGGCAGAUAUCAACCCCAUCGCUACAAGCACUCGCGCGAUGGGACCUGGAUCCAGGCGAGACACCUUAGAUGAUCACUUCAACGAUUGGAAUUGGAAGAAGGUUUGCACCAUGGGCACAACUCUCCUCCGUAAAUAUAAGGCUGCAAUACCUGAGGUUGAAGAACGUGCCUCUGAUCUGAAGGAGUUUGAGGCCGCCCUAGAUCCAGAUCAAUUAGCUACAUGGCGGAAAGAGAUCGAGAUGUGGGAGUCAGACCGUUCCCUGAUGAAUCCGUUUGAAGUCAAAGCGAGGACUACUGUGACCCAGGCCGCUGUGCGCCUGGCAUUAUCGAAGGCUGAGGCAGAAGAAAUCGAGCAUGGCGUACACAUCUCCCUGGACGAUGAUAUAUCACCUUCGGUCCUUAUAUCAUCAGGGAUGGAACUAGAAGAUCAGCAGCGACGUGUUGAGCUUGAAGCUCGCACCAUUGGACAGCAUGCAACCGAUGCGCAAAAAAUCAAGAUUCUCCAGCACAUCAAUGCCCUCCAUCGUAGAAUCAGCACCUGGUCCCGAGUACAAUUAUUGUACAUGCCCUACGUCUCCUGCCUGCGUUCGCCCGAUGAUAUUGCCUCUGAGGACAAGGUCCACAAGAUACAACUUUUUCUCCCUUCUUCGCUGCCCUCGAGCUUCCCUUGUGACAACCGCUUGCUAAGGUACGAAUGGGAUCUGCGUCAGGCACAGGCAAAUGAUGCUCUGGAUGACCUCCGCGCUGUCAUCAACAUGACCUACCACCUCUACAAGUACAAGAACGCCUUCGUUCGAGGUCAGCGUGCGAACACUCGUGCCCAGGGCAUUAUUCACUCUGCCGAAAGUCGUAUCAAUGCAAUAUCAGCUAAGUACACUGCUGCCCGAGACGCGCUUAUAAUGCUUGCUUCAAAACUAGGCAAGAACGACGACUGGCAGCGGAUACUGAAGCCACUGGACAGGGCAAAAGAUGCAGUCCCACUCAACCACGACGAAGGGAAGACGGUUGGCCAGCAGAAUAUUUCGUGGAUAUGGAAAACGCCUGGGGUAUCAAACAAUCAGGAGGAAGGGCUGCAGGAUUCAUUGCGUGUGGAAUGGUGCAAGGCACGGGCACGGGCUCAUCGGUGGGAGGAGGAGGUACAACUCCUUCGUGAGGAAAUGCGCCGUGUUCUUUCUUUCUUUGAGUGGCAGGCUCGAUGGUGGGACGCACAAGGCUCACGACGGCAAUUUUCAUUGCCUGCAUUCACAGAGGGUGCGGUUGCAUACGCACAUCGCCAGGCAAUGCUACGUCGGAGAAUGUCUGCAUGGUUCAGGUCAUUGUGGGAUGCUGUCCCGUCAUGGAGUGCCGAGCCUCCUGCGGACUGA